Cynara cardunculus var. scolymus (artichoke) is the source of this 1527-nucleotide messenger RNA. Its product is annotated as protochlorophyllide reductase. Bases 125 to 1324 code for a protein of 399 amino acids. The record is from RefSeq and is a predicted model, not a curated record. The transcript has 5 exons. Gene Ontology annotation, molecular function: protochlorophyllide reductase activity. Lineage: Eukaryota; Viridiplantae; Streptophyta; Magnoliopsida; Asterales; Asteraceae.
CGGAAUUCCAACGUGGCACUCUUUUUCCCAAUAAACCUUAUCGUCCCCAACCAAGAGACAUCAACCACAACGACAGGUUAUACAUUCCGCUGAAAUAUUGGUACGCUUUUUGUAACAGGAAUCCAUGGCUCUUCGAGCAGCUUCUCUUCUUCCAUCUGCAAUUUCCGUUCACAAGGAGGGGAAGUUGAAUUCUUCUCUCAAGGAGGGUUCAUUCAAUGGAGCUUUUCUCUCAAAAAAUGUCAAAUCGGAUUUCAGUUCUCUUUUGAUUGGAACAAAGGAGCUUAGAAGGAAGUCAUUGAUGGGACCAAUCCGCGCACAAACAGCAACCAUGGCACCAUCCGUCAUUGAAGCCGCAGAAGAUGGCAAGAAAACACUCAGGAAGGGCAACGUGAUAAUUACAGGAGCCUCAUCUGGUCUUGGUCUAGCCACAGCAAAGGCUUUGGCCGAUACUGAAAAAUGGCAUGUAAUCAUGGCUUGUAGGAACUUCCUGAAGGCAGAAAGGGCCGCUAAAUCAGUCGGCAUUACUAAGGAAAACUACACCGUUAUGCACCUUGACCUUUCUUCGCUUGAAAGCGUUCGCCAAUUUGUGGACACGUAUAGGCGUUCUGGUCGACCCCUUGACGCACUUGUGUGCAAUGCAGCCAUCUACUUGCCUACGGCUAAAGAACCCACUUACACUGCCGAUGGAUUUGAACUUAGUGUAGGGACUAACCAUCUUGGCCACUUUCUCCUCUCAAGAUUGUUGCUAGAAGACCUCAAGAAAUCAGAUUACCAGCAAAAACGACUCAUCAUUGUUGGCUCCAUAACAGGGAACACCAAUACUUUGGCUGGGAACGUGCCACCAAAGGCUAACCUGGGGGACCUGAGAGGGUUAGCCGGGGGCUUAAACGGGUUAAACAGUUCUGCUAUGAUCGACGGGGGAGAAUUCGAUGGUGCUAAGGCCUACAAAGAUAGCAAAGUAUGCAAUAUGCUAACAAUGCAAGAGUUUCACAGACGAUACCAUGAAGAAACUGGAGUUACCUUUUCGUCCUUGUACCCUGGUUGUAUUGCUACAACCGGUUUAUUCAGGGAACACAUCCCCUUGUUUCGACUUCUAUUCCCUCCUUUCCAGAUGUACAUCACGAAAGGCUACGUUUCAGAAGAGGAAGCCGGAAAACGUCUAGCCCAGGUAGUAAGCGAUUCAAGCCUAACGAAAUCGGGUGUGUAUUGGAGCUGGAACAAGAACUCUGCUUCCUUCGAGAACCAGCUGUCUCAAGAAGCCAGUGAUGCAGAGAAAGCUCGAAAGCUGUGGGAAGUCAGCGAAAAACUGGUUGGUUUGGCUUAAAAUCAACAAAAUUACGAGUCAUGGUCAAUAAUAAUAGUUCUAUUUCAUGGUAUGAAUGUGUUUGUUAUUCUUGAACUCCCAAUGUCAUACAAGAAUGGCGCUUGUACCAGAAGGUCAUUGACCCACAGUAACUGGGUUACCGGUAGAUUAAAAGCAGUGCUAAAUCAACUUGUUCACAUUCUUGUGUUUUAUGCUACUAAAAA